GUCACCUCGCUGCGCGGCUCCCCUGCCCUCCAGCCUGCCUAGGGAGGGCUCCUGCCAGCUAGGGUCCGCCGAGAGCCACUUUCUGCUGGAUUUGCUUUGGGAUUGUACCGGCUUCAGAGAGCUGGGAGAGCUGCCAUUCCCACAGGAGGGUCCAUUCCAGCCUGAGAGGGGACCUGGCAGGCACGCUACAAGGUCAUUCCCUCUCCCCCUGGGGCCGUGUGCCAGGCUGGCUGUUGGAUGUGAAGACACGCUGGAGAAGACCACAAUGCUGCCUACAAGUGCUGGCCACCGGUGGAGGAGCAGGUUCCUCAUGAGGUGGCAGGAGGCUUGUCUGCUUGGCUGCUGGCUCUCACUGUGUGCUGCUGAGUCCUUCUUUGCUUGUCCAUCCUCCUGCAAGUGUAACAGUGGCAACCUGGAAGUGGACUGUAGUGGCUUGGGCCUCUCUUCCAUUCCCUCAGACAUCCCCACAAACACCAGGACCUUCCUCUUUCUCAACAACAAACUCAGCAUCCUGCCAGGAGCAGUGUUUUCCAACCUCUCUGCUCUGCAGAGGCUGGAUCUAUCCAACAACUUCUUGGACCAGCUCCCUCAGAACAUCUUCAGUGACCUGGGGAACCUCACAGAGCUCCAGCUGAGGAACAACAGCAUCCGGGCCUUGGACAAGGACCUGCUGCAGCACACGGCCCUGCUGCGCCAGCUGGACCUCUCCAUCAACGGCUUGGCCCAGAUCCCUUCGGGCAUCUUCGACGACCUGCCCGCUCUCCGCUCCCUCUCCCUCAGGUCCAAUCGCCUGCAGAGCCUGGACAGGGUGACCUUUGAGCCUCUAACCAGCCUGCAGCAGCUCCAGGUUGGGGAUAACCCCUGGGAGUGCGACUGCAACCUCCGAGACUUCAAGCACUGGAUGGAGUGGUUCUCCUACCGAGGUGGGAAAAUCGACCAGCUGGCCUGCACCUUGCCCAAGGAGCUGAAAGGAAAGGACAUGCGAAUGGUGCCCAUGGAGAUGUUCAACUACUGCUCCCAGCUGGAUGACGAGAACAGCUCCACAGUGCUGGACAAUACUGGCCCACCUUGCACUAAAGGAAGCCCUGCUCCUUCCAAAUCUAAAUCAGGCCCAGAAACAGAAGUGGAGCCCAGUGUGGGAUGCCCUCAGAAACAGCGGUACAGGCCUGUGAGCGUGCGCCGGGCCAUUGGCACUGUGAUCAUUGCGGGCGUGGUUUGUGGCAUCGUUUGCAUCAUGAUGGUGGUGGCAGCUGCCUAUGGCUGCAUCUACGCCUCCCUCAUGGCCAAGUACCACCGGGAGCUGAAGAAGAGGCAGCCGCUCAUGGGGGACACAGAAGGCGAACAUGAAGAACAAAAACAAAUCUCUUCUGUGGCGUGAAACCGUUCUAGGAAGGAAGGGACAGCGAUGAAAAAAGGUACCUGAGAGCAGUCUAGCAUGGGGUCCUCCCAAAAUACAUCUUCCCAGACAGACUGUGCUAUUGCUCCACUCACCCAAGUAGUACAACAUGCUUCUGGGGGGUCAGGGCACCUGGCUCAAUUUCUUUUCCUCUGCCCCAGGCCCAUUUUGUGCCCUUUCACCCUUGGGCCUUCCCAGACAAAUAAAGUAGAGUCAGACCUCGAGUGCUUGCUGUGCCUCAUGCCCUUGCACAGAGCUUCCCUCACAUGCCUGCUGCAAAGGCAGCUGGCACCUUCUGGGAACCUGUGUCAUCCUCUCAGCUUCGGCCCUGAGUCGUCCUGUAUCCUGUCAAGAGCUGUCUGCAAACAGAGAGCAGCUGUGGGAAAGCCCACGUGGGGAGCAGGACACCACAGGUGUCCAUGCCUCACCCUUAGGUCACUGCUGUUGUGUGACACUAAGUUGCUGCCUACCCUACAAAUCAGUGCUGCCAAGAUUACAUCAGCAGGGAGGCAAGGUCCCUACGGUAGGGCAAC
Messenger RNA from Pseudopodoces humilis (Tibetan ground-tit), 1929 nucleotides. It is a transcript of the gene LRTM2, whose product is annotated as leucine rich repeat transmembrane protein 2. The record is from RefSeq and is a predicted model, not a curated record. NCBI's taxonomy places the organism in Eukaryota, Metazoa, Chordata, Aves, Passeriformes, Paridae. Gene Ontology annotation, molecular function: protein binding. Gene Ontology annotation, cellular component: plasma membrane.